CACUCUGACAUCCAUCUGACAGGAUGUUAGUGGCUUUGUUUUCUACCUUGUCCUUGGUCACUAUUAUUCAUGCUCAGCUCUGUCAACCAGAUGCAAAAAAUGCUUUUAAAGUGAGACUUAGUCUCAAAACUGCUCUGGGAGAUAAAGCAUAUGUCUGGGAUGAAAAUGAAGAAUACUUAUUCAAGGCAAUGAUGGCAUUUUCUUUACGAACAUUUUCCAACAGAGAAACAAUAGAAAUUUCCAACAUCUUGCUUUGCAAUGUUACAAAACGAGUGUCAUUCUGGUUUGUAGUUACAGACCCUUCUACAAAUCAGACACUUCCUGCAGAUGAGGUGCAGGCAGCCAUAAGGAUGAACAGAAACAGGAUCAACCAUGCUUUCUUUUUGAAUGACCAGACGUUGGAAUUCCUAGAAAUUCCUGCCACUCUCGGUCCCCCCACUGAGCCAUCAACCCCUGUCUGGAUAAUUACAUUUGGCGUGGUAUUUUGCCUUGUCAUAAUUGGAAUCGUAUUACUGGUUAUGUCAGGGAUCCGUCAACGGAGAAGGAAAAGCAAAGAAUCAAGAGAAACAGGUGAUGUUGAAGACAAAAAUGAAACAAUGGUGACAAUAGAAAAUGGUAUUCCCUGUGAUACUCUGGAUUUCAAGGAAGGAUGUGUUAACAGAGCCUUGGUAGCAGAUGAUGAAAAACUCACACCACUAUGAGAAGCAUUUACCUAUUGCCCUAAAGAAACUCGAUUUUGCUGCUGACCACCUAAACAUAUCAAGGAAUGAGAAGGUUUUGGGGGUUUUUUGGUGUUUUUUUUUUGAUUAUGCUUCUUCUUUUGUAAGAAAUUUGGAUGACCAGAACAAGUGAAGAAGAAAUUGACUCUGAAAGUAGUUGAUAAGGGCAAGAUAUUAAGUAACCUAUUAUAAGAUAUAUUGCUGAGAAUGCAAACUUUAAGAAUAUAUACAAUAUAUUUAGUUAUUGAUUUUAAAAUGUCUAUUAUUUGCUUAUUUUCCCUCCUUUUUUUAGAAGGGCAGGACAGGGAUGUGCUGAUACAUUUAACAACCGCUCUUUUUAAAAAUGAACAUAUGACAUACUUUUUAAGCUUAAUCUGCAUUAUUAACACUAUCUUCAUUACUUUCUUAAGCUUAUACUAUUGAGGGAAAAAAAAAUCAGGAACAAUAAAUAAAGUCUUGAUUUAUAGCAUUUGCUGAUUUCCAUGUACAAAUAUUCUUUGUGAAAAUGCAAUCAUCAGACUUCAGCACAUCCCUGCUAUUGCUACUUACUAUUUGGGUAAUUGGGUGAGUCCCUCAUUGGAUCUUCUUUUCCUUAUUUAUAAGGUGAAAGAGUUAGAUGAGAUGACAUCAAGAAACCUGUUCAACUGUAAAACUGUGCUUUUAUUAUUUUAUUUCUUUAAAUGUUUAGCUGGCUUAAGGAGAAUUUUAGUUUGUGCGAUAAAAGUAGAGAAUACUAGAAGACUUGUCAUAAGUGAAAACUGAUUUCACUGCGUAAAACAGUAUGCUUUUGGUUUAAGUGAUCAUUUUGUGCUUAUAUGUACUGCAAUUAGGUAAAUGAGGGGGAGUUAGAAGCUUUUCUCUUAUAUGGGCUUGAUAAAAAUGAGUGUGGAUGAGAUAGAGAGGGGAAUUUGAUCCUGCUAGCAUGCAAAUACUUCCUAAUAUACUUUCUGAAUAUGACGUUCAAGUCAUGAUAAUAUUUCUACUAUUUGACUACUUAUUGCAAUUUGUAUGUUUAUAAUAUAGACAUACCCCAUUCAAUAAAAAAUGUUAAAAGCUGCA
This is a messenger RNA of Antechinus flavipes (yellow-footed antechinus), 1778 nucleotides long. It is a transcript of the gene CLTRN, whose product is annotated as collectrin, amino acid transport regulator. Lineage: Eukaryota; Metazoa; Chordata; Mammalia; Dasyuromorphia; Dasyuridae. The record is from RefSeq and is a predicted model, not a curated record. The transcript has 6 exons. The coding region runs from base 24 to 701 and encodes 225 amino acids.